GAUAUCACAUGGGAUGAGACGGAUCAUGAACGAGUAAUGUCACUCAGCAGAACUUUUAAAAAAGAUGAACUUCUUGACAUGGAUUUUCAAGCUUAUUUGGCUUCGUCUAGUGAAGAAGAGGAAGAGCAGCAGCAAGGUGGUGAUGUAGUUCAUGAAAUGGAAGAUGACAAACCUAGGAAAAGCCAAAAAGAUGAUGAAGAGCAGAUUGCCAAGUAUAGAGAACUUUUGCAAAGUAUCCAAGAAAAAGAGAAAAAAGAGGAAGAAAAGGAUAUAGGAAUGGAGAUUAAAUGGGUUCCAGGCCUCAAAGAAACUGCUGAAGAAAUGGUCAAAAACAGGUUGGAAGGAAAGGAUAACCUAACUCCAUGGCAAAAAUACCUAGAAAAGAAGAAAGAAAAAAGAAUUCUUAAAAAAAAGAGAAAGGCUACUGCUGAGAGAGAACAGAGUGAAGAUGAACUUCCACCUGAUGUUGAUCUCAAUGACCCAUAUUUCGCUGAAGAACUUGAGAAAACAGGUUUAAAGAAGAAGCCAGAAUCGGUUGAAAGUACCUCAGAAGAUGACGAUGAAGUUGAAAAACAGAAGGCUGAAAUGGCCCUGCUUAUGAUGGAUGAUGAGGAUGACGCCAGAAGACAUUUUAAUUAUAAAAAGAUUGUAGAACAACAGAAUUUGAGCAAGAGGAAAAAGAAACUUUUAAUGAAAAAGAAAGAAUUACUAGAAGAUGACUUCCAGGUAAAUGUUGCUGAUACAAGAUUCCAAGCCAUGUUUACUUCUCCCCUGUUUAAUUUGGAUCCUUCAGAUCCAAAUUUCAAGAAGACAAAAGCAGUAGAAAAGAUCUUGGAAGAGAAAGCUCGCCGAAGAGAAGAAAAGGAGCAAGAUCUUAAGGAGGCAAGCAAGGAGCAGGAGAACAAGACAGCAAAGAAAGAAGUUGCUAAGAAAGCCAUAGAUCCUGCCUUGUCAAUGCUAAUAAAAUCUGUCAAAAAUAAAACCGAAGAGUUUCAGGCAAGGAAAAAGCAGAAAUUCAAAUAACUGAACUUUGUUUUUACUCAGAUUUUACUUUAGUCUCAGUUCUUCUAACUGGCAACAUCUAGUAAAGUUGCUACAGCCUGCUCUGAUUCCUGUUCACCUACAAUUUUCCAGAAAAUCACCUAAUUCUGGUGGUGAGUUUUGAAGUAAAUAGAAUAAUAAUCAUUCUUUCCUUCUGCCACAGCAAAUACUGUUUUGUACUAUUAUUGAAAAACUACAC
Molecule: messenger RNA, 1240 nt
Organism: Antrostomus carolinensis (chuck-will's-widow)
Lineage: Eukaryota; Metazoa; Chordata; Aves; Caprimulgiformes; Caprimulgidae
Product: ESF1 homolog
Exons: 7
Coding region: 37-1023 (328 amino acids)
Biological process (GO): rRNA processing
Cellular component (GO): nucleus
Molecular function (GO): RNA binding
Source: RefSeq, a predicted model, not a curated record